Messenger RNA from Nerophis lumbriciformis (worm pipefish), 903 nucleotides. NCBI's taxonomy places the organism in Eukaryota, Metazoa, Chordata, Actinopteri, Syngnathiformes, Syngnathidae. The record is from RefSeq and is a predicted model, not a curated record.
CUCAGGUCUUUCAGUCCGUCCGCGAUGCCCGGCCCGGUCUUGCCCAUGGACGUGGCAGUGCGCUUCUACAUCAGCCACUCUCCUCCUCCUCUCAGGGGCUUCCUCGGCUCCUACGAGGCCCCCCGCCGUCGGAGCAAGCGUGAGCGGGCGACGGCGCUCAGGCCCUGCCUUCAGAGGGCGGCGGCGCUGGACGAGGGCUGGAGCGCCAGAGGCCAGAAGAAGAAAGUGGUGUUCGCCGACUCCAAGGGAAUGUCGCUCACCGUCGUUCGUGUCUUCUCUAAGAACGAGGAGGAACGUUGCGGCGGCGCCGGCGAGGAGCUCCAGUUCGACAUGAGCGACUUGGAGAACGCGGCCGCCGAGCUGAAGAUCCAGCCGGCCCGUGGCUUGGCGCUUGACUUCAAGCAGCCCUCGGCCGACUACCUGGACUUUCGGAAUCGUCUGAUCCGGGACUCGGUCUGCCUGGAGAACUGCUCGCUGCAGGGGCGCUCGCUCACCGGCACCGUCAAGGUCCGCAACGUGAGCUUUCAAAAGUCCGUGCUGGUGCGGGCCACCUACGACUCGUGGGCCAGCUUCGUGGACGUGGACUGCACAUUCAUGAACAACGUCUACGGCGCACACGACACAGACACAUUCGCCUUCGUGGUGGACCUGCCCGAGGACAUCCCGCCGCAUCACCGCGUGGAGUUCUGCGUACGUUUCCAGGUCCCUGACCGGACCUUCUGGGACAACAACGAUGGCAAGAACUACACCCUCAAACACGCAGGCUGGGCCAGCACUCAGGAGGACGUGAAGCCUGCCGCCAAGAUCCCGGAGAUGGACCCGGAGCAGCUGGGGAGUCCCCGCAUGUGCAGCGGCUUCUUCCCGGGCUGGCAAAGCUGGAACCACGCCGUUCCCUACUGGUGA